AUGCCGUCUCCCAAGUCGGCUAUUGCCGAUGACCACUCUGCGCCAGAUCUGGAGAUCGUCAACUCAAACUUGACAAUCCAUCCGGCAGGCUUCACUGGAGGCCCAGAAACCCAAGAUGGACAAAUCACCGAACGCAACCUUGUUCACCAUAUGGCGCGAUUUCGCGAGAACCCCUUCGACUUUCUCCGGGAAGUGAGCCUGUACAUGUCCGGCACCGGCUGGCGUGCAUAUGACGAACCAAUCGGCCAACCAAUCUUCUAUUCUGGCUUCUCUGAAGGGAUGAAGACCUCUAUAUUGGGCAGCCUGCUCCUGCAAACCAAGAUCACUGAAUUGGCCAAUGGUCGACUCAUAGUCGAAGAGAAGGAAGGAUUGCUGGCAAUCAAUGAAGGUAUAACGCUGGACGACAAACGGGCCCGUCGCCGCACUGAGAUUGAAGAUAAUCUUCGGGAAGUUGUGGAUACAAUGAUGGAAAACAUGAUUUGCAAGAUGGAGAGCAAAACAUUUAUUCGGGGUGCUUAUUACAUGUGCACACAGCUCUUGACUCGCGCUUACCAUCAAGCCGAAACUGCGGCCAAGAAGAAGCAGUCGAUUGUUUUCCUGCCAUGUCACAAGUCCCAUGUGGAUUACGUCUCCCUGCAAAUUAUCUGUUACCGUCUCGGCAUUUCUCUGCCGGUCAUCGUCGCGGGUGACAAUCUGAAUAUCCCGUUGCUAGGCACUUUCUUACAACAUGCAGGCGCUAUGUGGAUUCGACGCAGCUUUGGAAAUGAUCCUUUGUACAAUACUGUCGUCCAAGCUUAUAUCGAUACCCUCCUUCAACAAGGCUUCAACUUCCAAUGCUUCAUUGAAGGCGGUCGCUCCAGAACUGGAAAACUGCUUUCACCUAAGUUUGGGAUCUUGAGUUUCAUUAUGGACAGCAUAUUAUCAGGUCGGGUUGAAGAUCUCAUCAUUUGUCCCGUCAGCACCCAAUACGACAAGGUCAUUGAGACUGAGUCAUACAUCAGCGAGCUUCUUGGCCAACCGAAGGCAAAGGAGAACCUGGCUGAUUUCAUUUCUUCCUCCUCUGUUUUAUCUCUAAAGCUGGGUCGAGUUGAUGUUCGUUUCCACGAGCCAUGGAGUCUCCGAGACUUCAUCGGCCAGCAACUUACGCGACUAGAUCGCCCCAGCACCGACAUCAAUAACAAACUUAGCUAUACUGAUCGAGGCCGCAUCCUGAGAACGUUCGGUUAUCGGGUUCUGUCUGAUAUCAACGACGUGUCUGUGAUGAUGCCAACCGCCCUUGUGGGCACCGUGCUCUUGACCUUACGCGGCCGCGGAGUCGGAAAGGCCGAAUUAGUACGCAGAUUGGACUGGCUCUGCGAGCGGGUGCGAGCGAAAGGUGGCAGGGUCGCACAUUUCUAUCGCUCACCAACGGAGACGGUGGUUGACCGUGCGCUAGAAGUCCUUGGACCCAAACUAGUUAGUGUGAUUUCAGGUCUAGUCGAGCCAACAUACUAUGCGGUGGAUCGUUUCCAGCUUUCCUUUUACCGCAACAUGCUCAUUCACCUUUUCAUCACUGAAGCGCUGGUUUCUGUGGCUAUGUACACAAAGAUCAAGCAAGGCGGCGGGCCCGCCAAUCAAAGAAUCACCUACGAGGAUUUGAAGAAGCAGGUCUCAUUCCUGUCGCAGCUUUUCCGCGGUGAAUUCAUUUUCCCGCCUGAGGGCUUGGCUCGCAAUUUCGAUAAAACCUUGCGUGGGCUAGAGAAGGAUGAUGUGGUCAAAAUCACUCGUGAUGAGUCCAGCACACCAAUUUACGUUGAAUUGAGCGAGUCAGAGAGACUAUGUGGUCGCGAGAACUAUGACUUUUACUGCUUCCUGAUCUGGCCUUUCAUCGAGACGUCUUGGCUUGGCUCAGUGUCCCUUCUUGGGCUGACGCCGCCUCUCGAUGGUCCGAAGGAAGUUUGGAUCGAUUCAAAAAAAGCACAAGAUAGUGCUCAGAUUCUUGGUAAAACCUUAUAUCACCAAGGUGAUCUCUCCUACUUCGAGGCAGUCAACAAGGAGACCCUCAAAAACUCUUAUCAACGAUUCGAAGAAGAGGGUAUUAUCUUGGUUGCGAAGAACAAAGAUUCGCGUGCCAGUCCAUCCCUCAGGCUGGCUCCUGAAUGGGCACCUCAGCGUGAUGAGGGUACUGGGAAGGUUUUAGCCGGUGGCCGACUGUGGGACUUUGUUGAAUUGAUUGCACAAUCCCGUCGCGAGGGCAAAAACCGCCGGGACGGUGCAACUGUUUCCUCGCGCGUUCUUACUAUGUCUGAUCUUGUUGGGCGGAAGCUGUUCCAAAAUGCCGCGGCUCCUGUGCCUGCCGACGUAUCGUCACGGCAAAUGCGCCGGAAUGCAAUUGGAGCCGAGGCAAAGCUCUAG
Penicillium expansum is the source of this 2394-nucleotide messenger RNA. RefSeq names its product lysophospholipid acyltransferase family protein. The record is from RefSeq and is a predicted model, not a curated record. NCBI's taxonomy places the organism in Eukaryota, Fungi, Ascomycota, Eurotiomycetes, Eurotiales, Aspergillaceae. The transcript is spliced from 6 exons. Gene Ontology annotation, cellular component: mitochondrial membrane. Bases 1 to 2394 code for a protein of 797 amino acids.